Molecule: messenger RNA, 3182 nt
Organism: Pseudoliparis swirei
Lineage: Eukaryota; Metazoa; Chordata; Actinopteri; Perciformes; Liparidae
Gene: tmem87a
Product: Transmembrane protein 87A-like
Exons: 21
Coding region: 391-2175 (594 amino acids)
Biological process (GO): retrograde transport, endosome to Golgi
Cellular component (GO): Golgi apparatus; membrane
Source: RefSeq, a predicted model, not a curated record
AAGAUGAAAUAACAUUAGCAUAUGUAAAUACAUGAACCUAUAAACACACACUCUCACACACACACACACACACACACACACACGCACACACACAACCCUGUUCAAAGCCCCAUGUAUAAAGUUGUACACAUUUUAAACUUCAAACAAAAGAAUCAGGUGGUUGUUAUGGGAACCAUCUCUAUCCUGCUGUUUGCACAUCACCCCUACACGAGAACCACACUUUCCAGACUUAACAGUUUUAAACUCCCCCCUGCCCCUGAACGCAUCAUUCCUCCACUGCCAACGUCAGCCGGAACCAGGAAAUGUCCAGCUUGUUGUGAGUUGUCGCGUUGCUUUUAGCUGUUUCUAUUGUUUCUUUCUUUCUUCUUUUUUCUUCUUCCUGACUCACAAAUGGCGAGCCCCAUGGGACCGGGCCUCUGGUCCUCGGCGCUGCUGCUGCUGGUGCUGCUCGGGGCGGCCGGUGCCGUGUCCCAACAGGGAAAAUGGGUCGUGAACAUCGACAGCGGCACUCUGAAGAAGCCAAGUUUAUUUUUCUUCACUAAAACUCUGUACAACAGCAGCUCCAUCCAUCUCCGACUGGUGUCGGAGACCUGUAACUCCUCGUCACCCGUCCUGCUGAACGUGUCGUGGUAUCUGAGGAACUCGCACUGCUUCAAAGAAGUCGUCAGCCUAAACGCAGACAAUGCAGGAGAUUACUUCAAGUCCACGAAGGUCAAAGAAGGAGGAGGAAGUGGAUAUUAUGUCUUUCAUCAAUAUCCUGCCAUCAUCUGCAAGCCCAACUUAGGCCCCGACAUGUUUGGCCUGAAUGAGUUUGAGAUGAAAACCCGACUGACGGAAGUGACGCCCCAACAGCCAACCGCAGAGAAGACUCCAGGUCGGAGGGGAAGGCGUGAUGCACCUACGACAGGAUUUGAAGCUACUGCAGGUCAGAAGAUUGGGGAUUCUGCCAAAAAAGGAAAAGCUUCCAUCCCUCUUCAAGGGAUGGCUGCUUCUCUUCAUUUCGAUGUGGUGGCCGAGACCUGGGAGGACGGACCGUACAUGUUCAUCCUGAGUGUCCAAGAAGUCAAAGACAAGAGCAGGACCCCUGACCCCGCGAACCCUCCCACGCCCUGGACGCUACAAUUGCAGAUCAGCAUGAUGGGUCCUCAUGACUACAUAUCAGCCUCCGAGUGGCCGAUGAUGGUGUUCUACAUGGUCAUGUGCAUCGUGUAUGUGCUGCUGGCGGUGUUGUGGCUGGCUCUGUCGGCGUGCUACUGGAGGGAUCUGCUCCGGAUCCAGUUCUGGAUCGGAGGAGUCAUCUUCCUGGGCAUGUUGGAGAAAGCCGUCUACUACGGCGAGUUCCAGAGCCUCAGAUACGAAGGCUUGUCGGUCCAGGGGGCGGUGGUGUUUGCCGAGGUGCUCUCUGCGGUGAAGAGGACUCUGGCCAGGGUGUUGGUGAUCAUCGCCAGUCUGGGCUACGGCAUCGUGAAGCCGAGGCUCGGCGCGUUGCUCCACCGAGUCGUCGGAGUCGCUCUGCUCUACUUGAGCUUCUCCAUCAUUGAGGGGAUGCUCCAAGUCAACGCUGAUCGAGGCCACUACACCAGCAGUAGAAUUGUGUGUGACAUCGCGCUGGCCUUCAUCGAUUCCUGUAUUGUGUGGUGGAUCUUUGUGAGUCUGGCUCAGACGAUGAAGCUUCUGAAGCUGAGGAGGAACGUGGUGAAGCUCUCUCUCUACAGACACUUCACCAACACGCUCAUCUUCGCUGUCAUCGCGUCGAUCAUCUUCAUCAUUUGGAGCAGCAAGACCAUCAAGGUGUCUCAAUGUCAGUCUGACUGGAGGGAGCUGUGGAUAGAUGACGCGUUUUGGCGCUUAUUGUUCUCCAUCAUCCUAUUGGUCAUCAUGUUUCUGUGGCGACCAUCAGCCAAUAACCAGAGGUAUGCCUUCAGUCCUCUGUUGGAUGAAGAGAGCGAGGAAGAGGAGAAGGAGCCCAUGAUGAACGAGGCUUUCGAGGGGAUCAAAAUGAGGGGCGCGAAAAAUGAGACCAACGGCACGGCCAAAGCCAACAAGGUGGAUGAGGAUCUGAAAUGGGUAGAAGAGAACCUCCCGUCAUCGAUGGCAGAUGUCGCCAUGCCCACCCUGCUGGACUCUGAUGAGGAAACCUUGACGACCAAGUUUGAGAUGUCCAAGAUGGAGUGAAAGCAGAAGAGGACGGACGGACGGAGUGUCUGUGAAACGCAGGGGCCGGUGAACAGACGGGCGAACAACGCAGGUUAACGUCGGCGUAGAAGGUGGAUUAGAGAGAAGAAUGGCGGUUUCAGCGCACAUGUGAAGACGAGUGAGGGGACACAUGGGCGGAGGGGUUGCUUUAGUCUGAGUGAUUUAACCCCUGACUUUAUGAGCUUUGUAAGCCUUGAUUGUACAAACACGGGGAGUUAAGUCUGAGACGGCAGCACAAAGAUCCUUUUUAUGUUCGUUGCCUGUUAGUAUUUAUCUUUUGAGAGAUGAUGUUCUUUCUUUGUGACACAUUUGAUCUCUUGGAGUUCUCUGCUAUCGCGUGGCUUGUUUGUUUUUUCACAUGCGGGAACGGGAUUUUCCAAUCUCGUCUCAUCGGACAGUUUGUGUCCGAGCUCUCCCCGUCAGCCGCUUUUUGUUGGGUAGACGAAUAAGAAAGAAAGGAGAAAAAACAACCGUGUAAAUUAUAAUCUAUAUGGCUUUCGGUCCCGUUGGUUUUGGAAUCCAUAUUUUUUUUCAGCUUUCGCUCAGUGUAAUCUGUAUUUGAACCAUUAAAGCUGUUCACGUUUGGAUAAUUUUAUACUGACUGUGUUUGACAACUUUCUUAUAAUGUUAUUGUUGACGUUUUUUCAUCGUGUUCAUGAAAAAGAAUUUCUUCAACAAUAGAGGACUGAUUUGCUGCAUCUUUCGCCACCGGUUUCAUAAUCAUCACGUCCGGUCACUCGACAUCCUACUUGCCGAUGAUAAGAAGACUCGUGACACCUCCCCAGGGUUGUGGAAGUGUUUGCAUAGCCUUGACGUGCGCAGACCGUCCGUAUAGAACCCCUAAAACGUGCAUCAGGGCCCUGAAGCCGGCAGUCAGCCGUUAGACCGGUGAACUGAUGACUCAGGCCGUUUGGAAGAGAACAGCCUCUGAUUGACUUUUCAGGAGGGGAAAAUCAAAGAUUCACCAAAUAAAAUUGAAAAAAAUC